Molecule: messenger RNA, 816 nt
Organism: Aspergillus steynii IBT 23096
Lineage: Eukaryota; Fungi; Ascomycota; Eurotiomycetes; Eurotiales; Aspergillaceae
Product: Rab family GTPase YPT6
Exons: 5
Coding region: 109-735 (208 amino acids)
Molecular function (GO): GTPase activity; GTP binding
Source: RefSeq, a predicted model, not a curated record
ACCCGCUAACUAAUCCAUAUAUUGCCUCCGCGUCGUGCUACUACUUCCUUAGUACUCCUCCUACCCCUGAUCCUGUGAAUUCACCACGACCACCACGUCUCAAUCGCCAUGGCCGCCACCGGAGUUGGGUCGUAUUCGAACCCGCUGAAAAAGUUCAAGUUGGUGUUCUUGGGAGAACAGAGCGUCGGGAAAACAUCGCUGAUCACGCGGUUCAUGUACGACUCGUUCGACAACACAUACCAAGCCACUAUCGGAAUCGACUUCCUCUCGAAGACUAUGUACUUGGAGGACCGGACGGUUCGACUGCAACUUUGGGACACUGCUGGUCAGGAGCGUUUCCGAUCUCUGAUUCCUUCCUACAUCCGUGACUCGAGCGUUGCGGUCGUCGUUUAUGAUAUCUCGAACGCCAAAUCCUUCCAGAACACCCGGAAAUGGAUCGACGACGUACGAGGAGAGCGUGGCAACGAUGUGAUUAUCGUGCUGGUGGGCAACAAGACCGAUUUGAACGAUAAGCGAGAAGUUACGACGGCACAGGGUGAAGAGGAGGCCAAGAAGAACGGCUUGAUGUUCAUCGAAACCAGUGCCAAGGUCGGCCACAACGUCAAGCAGCUUUUCCGGAGGAUAGCCCAGGCUCUACCGGGAAUGGAGGGCGAGGCGAACAAGGGAGAGAACAACAUGAUUGACGUUAAUAUAAGUCCCAAAGAGACCACGAACAAUGACGGAUGUGCCUGCUAGCGGUUGUAUUUUAUCUGGUCUCACCUACCACCCUUUUCGCCAUUUGCUCCCCUGAAUCUCAAUGAUGAGGUUUGAGAUUGU